AUGGGCUCACCUUCGUCAGCCUCUUCUCCACCUGCUGCGCCCAAGGUCACCUUGGCCGAAGCAAGUGAGGUGAGAGCCCUUGAUGCCAAUAUAUAUUCUGCGAAUUUCCACAAGGCAUUCCGAAUUGCCAUGGUACCCCAUGGAGGCUACGUCGCGACAUGCUUCCUCCGCGUGGCGGCACUUCACCUUGACAGGUCCUCCCGUGGCCAGCCAGACACGAUGACAGCACACCUCGAGUACUUGGACCGCACCGAGGUGGGACCUGCCAUUUUCGUCGUUGAAGAGAUGAAGGCUGGCAGGCAGACCACAGUCCUUCAAAUAACACUCUAUCAAGCACGCGAUGGAGCCAAAACUCCGCUGCCAACCUCGGCCCCGUGGCUCCCGGCCGACGGCACGGCAAAGCGUGAGGUAGUGGCCUUUGUCAAAAACACCGAUUUUGACAAGUUGGAAGGCUUGACGCUCAAGACGGGCUUCAAGCUCGAGCCACCUCCCGAUGCUAUGCCGAUCAGUCUUGCACGUAUGCGCCAGGGCCACGACCCGCUCUGGUGUCGGUAUCGCGCACCGGCCCAUCAUCGAGCCCUGACCCAGCCUGCGUUCAAAGCCCUCGAAUAUUACAGCCCGAGAGCAGAGUCCAAGGCCGGCCCGACUGCCGCGGCAGGUCUCCUCGAUAGGUGGAUCCGGUUCGCAGACGGGGAAAGAUUCACCGGUCCGUCUCUGGGAUUCGUGGCAGACGCGUGGCCCAUAAUCGUCGAGUCCUACCGUCCGGAACCGCCACCUACUGACGAAGAGACGGAAGCAAGCCAAACGCCAUUCCCUUGGGACUCGCUGUUCUGGUAUCCCACUCUCAAUAUGAGCCUGGAAGUCAAAAAACGACUGCCUGAACAAGGUGUUGAGUGGUUGUUCUUUCGCGUGCAGACCAAGCAGAUUCGCAAUGGACGCAUGGACAUGGAGAUUAUCGUGCUCGACGAGACGGGGGAUCUAGUUGCCCUCGCGAGCCAUGUAUGUCUAGUUCUUGGGCUUUCCCGCAACCUCGCUGGGCGAGUCAAGCACAACGAGACCAUACGCAGUACAAAAGAUGAGGGCGGCUUAAUAAAGGGCAAGAGCCGCAUCUGA
This is a messenger RNA of Pyricularia pennisetigena, 1113 nucleotides long. RefSeq lists its product as uncharacterized. The transcript has 2 exons. The coding region runs from base 1 to 1113 and encodes 370 amino acids. The record is from RefSeq and is a predicted model, not a curated record. Lineage: Eukaryota; Fungi; Ascomycota; Sordariomycetes; Magnaporthales; Pyriculariaceae.